AUGGCAAGAUCUGGUGCUGAGCAGCCCGCGCUGCGGGUCUUACAUCACGUCACCGCGCCGUACCGGGGCCGCGGGCAAUUCGUUGGCAUCGUCGUCAGCGUUGGCCGCGGCACUGUAGACGUGCACUUCCGAGACGGCGACUUCGCGGCCGGCGUGGACGCGGCGGCGGUGUCGCUGUACACGGGGCGGCGCCCGCGCGCCAGCGCCGGCUUGCCCCUCGCCGAGCGCAUGCGUGUGGCUCUUCUGAAUCAGCCGUCGACGCCUCUCGUUGUCGUGGCGUACGACGACGCCUACGCCGUCGUCAGCGGCCCCGACGGCAACCGCGCGUACCAGCGGGACAUGCUACGCGCGUUCGACGACCACGAUUCGUCCGAAGACCAGGCGCCGGCCACGCCGAUGGACGAUGAUGACGAUGAUGACGAAGACGCGCCCGCGCCGCAACUCGCGCUCGGCGAGACGGUCAUGGUGGGACGCGUCGGGCACGUGGCGACGGUCGAGCAGGUGCCGCGCGCCAGCGAUGAAAAAGUGCUGCUGCGCUGGGAGAGCACGGGCCACUGCGAGGAGGUCGCUCUCUCGGAAGUGGAGAAGCUCUCCGCGGGCCGCUCGUCGCGCCGGUCGGCUCCGCGGGCGCCGGUCGCGACGCCGCGGCCCUCGCCGCCGGCCGCGCCGCGAAGGCAGGCGCCGCCGGUGCCGCGCGUCACGCCCUCGCCGACACCUGAAGCGGCAGAUAGUUCGGACGACGACGCUUCGUCCGUUCUGGCGCUUCGGCAGUACCAGCCGUUAGCCGAUGAUACCGGGACUGGUCAAGCCGAUGCGCCGUUCGAGGGUUGUUUCUCGGACGACGAGGAUCCGGCGCCCAAGCGGGCGCGCAAGGACGAGACGGCGGACGACGAAGCCAUCGCUGUCGCGCUCGCGGGUGUGUCUUCGGACGACGAGGGCGCCGCGCCGCCUUCGCAAUUGGAGAUCCCGAGGAACCUGCGAGACCACCUCAAAGGCGGCCCGAACGACCAAGCUCCGGCGCUCAUGCCGCGGGACGACAGCGACGACGACCGCGACGGCGAGGCGCCGGCGGCACCGGUGCGGUCGCGCCAGAUUGUCGUCGGCGACGACGUGUGGGCGCGGUUCGGAGGCAGGGACGACUUCUACGCCGCGACGAUCACCGCGGUCCGCCCCGACAACACGUACGACCUCAUCUACCGGGACGGCGACGAGGAGUCGCGCGUCGCCGCGCCGCUCGUCCUGGCCGUCGGACUCACGUUCAAGGUGCGGUUCCGCUCGUCUGGAGAGCACCGAGGCACGGUGACGGCCAUCGACCGCGUCAACGGCGUGACUCUGGCGUGGCGGCCCGUUGUGCCGAAGCCCGGCGAAGGCGUUGUCGUCGAGCACGAGACGCGCUCCUUCGACGAGGUCCGCACGGAGGUCAUCGAGCGCGCGACGCCCAAGCCGCGCGGCCCGGUGGCGGCGCCGCCCCCGCCGGAGAAGAGAACGAAGGGCACGCGCGCCGCCCGGCGGCUCAUCUUCGACCCGCGCGCGCCGCCGAAGCCUGCGAACCCGCGCACGCGGGAGCCGGUCUUCAAGGAGAUCUUUGCCGGGACGAAGAGACUCUCGACCGAGCUGCAGACGACCUACGGCUACGCGUGUGAGACGGUCGACGACAUGACGUGGCCCGGCGCGGCGCGGCCGAGCCGGCGCUGCUGCGUGCUGGACUACUCGAUCGAGAACGUGGGCUGGGUCGACGGGGCGCAUUUUGCGUUCCCGUGUAGGACGUUUAGCGCCCUGGCGAUCGAACAUCACCGGCCGUUGGUCGUCCGGGGCCGCCGCGUGCUCGAGGGUUCUUCGAUCUCGCCCGAGGCGCAGAAGGCAAACGCCGUCGUGCGCCACUGCAUCGAGCUCAUGCGCGAGGCGCGACGCGUCAACCCAGAGUGCGUGCUCAUGGCGGAGAAUCCCGCGACGGGCUACCUGCAGCACUUCCAGCCCUGGAAGGACGCGGUCCGCGAGUUCGGGCUCGUGCGCCGCGACGUCACUUACUGCAAGUUCGGCGAGCCGAUCCGGAAGCUGACGUCGUUCUGGAGCGACAUCCCGGCGCUCCACCAGGAGGCGGCGGACGACCGCCUCUGCUGCUCCGCGGAGAAGCCCUGCCAGCACUUCGGGGCGCACGAGUCCGUACAGGGCGACGUCGCCAGCGCCGCGAGCGCGUACCCCCAACGAGUCGCCAACUGGCUCGCGCGGCUCGCGAACGGCGAGAUGGAGUCGCGCGGCGCGCGGCGGCGCUAAGCUCGCGGUCUGAGUAAGAAGCUAUUGUGUGAUAUCUCUUGCUGGUCUGGUAUUGUUAGGCGCUAG
Pelagomonas calceolata is the source of this 2340-nucleotide messenger RNA. Lineage: Eukaryota; Pelagophyceae; Pelagomonadales; Pelagomonadaceae. The record is from the annotation of a GenBank genome assembly.